AUGAUCGUUGUGUUUGCGUCGGCAAUAUCCAUGGAGAUCGGCGGGAGGCCGCGCGACACGCACACCUCCACAGGUCCACCGGCUAGCGUCCCCCAAAUAGGCCUACAGGAAUCUUAUCGGACAUUUUGGGCCGGAAUCCGUGCGAAAUUUUGGCGCGGGCGCGCGGGCUGCGCUUAUUUAGGCCUACGCGGGGAGCGCGAGAGACGCGCGCGCCGCGCCGCCUCGGCGCUCGGCUUUGGCGCGGCGCCGCUCGGGCCCCGGGCAGGCCGGCGGCGGUGGCGGGCCGUGUGCGGCGCCCUGGGAAGGGCCCGGGCGGCGGCGGGCCAGCGGGCGCCCCGGCGGCGGCGGCGGCGGCGCGCCGGGGCGGGCGGGGGGCGCGGCCGGGCCGGGGCGCAGGGCCGCGGCAGGGGCAGGGGCGUAGGGCGCGCAGGUGAGGCGCGCGCGGCUAGCGGUGGCCAAGUGACGGCCGGCGCGCGCGCCGCGACCUCGGGCCCAAACGGCGCAUCCGACGCCGGCGGUGGGCAGAGCCGCCUGAUAGAAGAAAUACAAUUUAAACGGAGCGAGAAAUUAUUAUCCAGUUGCUUUGGUUACUUCAAUCCUAUUAUUUCGUCUAAUCUAAAGAUGCAAAGGAAGCGACCGCCUACUAGGAUCAAAGCGGUGCACCAU
Molecule: messenger RNA, 666 nt
Organism: Iphiclides podalirius (scarce swallowtail)
Lineage: Eukaryota; Metazoa; Arthropoda; Insecta; Lepidoptera; Papilionidae
Source: the annotation of a GenBank genome assembly